UUUGGACCCACCCACAGGUGUCCUGUAGCAGACGAACAUGGCCACCUCUGAGGUGUGGACCGCAACUUCUGUCCAGCCGGACGGUUCAGGCCAGAAUCCGGCCAGGAAACAGGACAAUGGAGCUGGCUGUUUAAAGUGUGGAGACCAUUGCCCAGGACUUGAUCUUCAUGAAUGGAGGAACUGUUGUACCCAGUGUAAGUGUAGAAGAGAGGAUCAUGACGUGUACAGCAGAGAUGUCACCACCCUGUUCCAGAAGUUACAGAUCAGUCAAGACACGCCUGUUGCAAGAGGGUAUGCCUGGGUCCCACCUGGCAUUUCCUCAGUGGAAAAGCUUGAAGAAUACAUGAAUGCCCUGCCCGAUGACAGGGUCCCCAGAAUAGGCAAGCCUGGAGAGCGAUUCAGACAGCGGAACCUGGUCCUGCAGUUACCACUUCAGGACUUUGAUGAAGCAUUUUGUGGCAGUGAGCUGACAGACUCAGAGAGGAGGGACUUCAAGUUAUUCAGACAGAAGAGAGACUACCAGUCCUACGGGAUGGGAACAGUCAAGGAGAAUAUUGAGCGAGACAUGAAAUGUUACAAAUGUGAGGGUACAAUCCCGGAGGGGAGCAUAGCGGUUACCACUUCCCACACAGGUUCAGACGUCUGCUGCCACCCUGGGUGUUUCUGCUGCAGUACCUGUCAAGUCCUCUUGGUGGACCUUCUGUACUUCUACCAUGACAGCAGCAUAUACUGUGGCAGGCACUACGGAGAGUCCUUACACCCCAGGUGCUAUGGUUGUGAUGAAUUGAUCUUCGCAGGUGAAUACACCAGAGACAUGAGUAAACAACAGUGGCACGCCACCCACUUCAACUGCUUCAACUGUAACAACAGUCUGACUGGCCAUCGCUACGUCAACCGAGACACCAACCACUACUGUCUGAAAUGCUACGAGAAGCUGUUCGCCUUCCCGUGCGAGCACUGCGGCCAGAAGAUCGGAACUGACGUGAAGGAUCUGUCCUUCAACAACAAGCACUGGCACGAGCAGUGCUUCAACUGCUCCAAGUGCAAGAAGUCUCUGGUGGAUCAGCAGUUCACCCAGAAGAGCGACAAGAUCUACUGUGCCCAGUGCCACAAGGAGACCUUCCUGGGCAAGUGUGAUGGAUGCAACCAGCACUUCGACCCUGGUGACAAGAAGAUGGAGUACCAGGGCAAGAACUGGCACGAGAAGUGCUUCACCUGCAAGGAGUGCAAGAAGCCUGUCGGCACCAAGAGCUUCAUCGCUAAGGACGACAAGGUCAUCUGCCAGCCCUGCUACGAGGACAAGUACGCCAAGAAGUGCGAGAAGUGCAGGAAGGUGAUCUCCAUGGGUGGCAUCACCUAUAAGGACACCCCCUGGCACAAGGAGUGCUUCGUCUGCACCCACUGCAAGAAGCCCAUGUCUGGGGAGCGCUUCACCUCCAAGGACAACAACCCCUACUGCAUCAACUGCUACGGGGACCUCUUCGCAAAGAAGUGUGCCAAGUGCACCAAGCCUAUCACUGGUCUUGGAGGCACCAAGUUCAUCUCCUUCGAGAACUCGAACUGGCACAGCGACUGCUUCAACUGCACUGGCUGCAAGACUUCCCUGGUCGGCAAGGGCUUUACCAACGAGGGUGGGCGCAUCCUCUGCCCCGACUGCACCAACCAGGAGGCCCAAGUCAAGGGGCACUAGACAGCACCAUACGGUGCAAACAGUCUCACAGCCUAUGUACGGUCACACAAGAUCUAACUAACACACGUUUCAUCUGGGUGUGCUGAGACUAAAUACUCCUGCAUAGUCAACUCCAAAGCUUUGCAGCGGAUUAGAAAUAAAACUUGAAGAUUUCAACCUGGAGUAACAAAGCUGUUGAUUUUAGGGUAGUGCAUAUUGAAGACAGAGAUUGAAGGACUUGCAAACGUCCAUUUUUCAGAGAACCACAAGACAAUGAUCAUUUUAUGCAUUUAAGUAAGUCUGUUUGGAAAUAUGAAAACAACCAAAUGUCAGGUAGUAUACAUCAAACAUACAACUAUCUUUUGUGACAGUUAGAAGGUGCUGAAAGGUAUGACACAAACUCAGUUUCACAAAGCUAUACAAGACGUUAAGAAGAAGGAAAGAUAUUGAAAACACACUGCUGUGAUAAAGGUGAUAAAGUAGAACUUCAGUCGUGGCAAUCACGUAGCGUCAAGCAAUCAUAUCAAUGUAAAGAGUGCCACUGGUGUAUCAUAUUUAAACAUUAUAUUCUAGUUAAGCAUCUCUUAGUUAAUGUAAUAAAUGGCACAUACAUGUAUGUUAAAACACUGUAUUAUGUUAUAUUGGUGAAGUCUCCACAGCCAGUUCUAAUCAUUGUGGUUGGCAUAUACAAUGUAUAUGUGUCUGGUGACAAUAAGUCAAACGUUUUUGAAUGCAUGUUUUCAAUCAGCAAGUAUGUCCACAAUUUUGUGCUUAAUUCACUGCCAAAUGAAAGGUUUCCAAAAGAUUUCAUAAAACCUUUCAUGAUCGGAAAGUACAACUAAGUCUUGUAUCAACAGCAACAUGAAAAACUUGCCAAAAAAAGAAUGUCAAACAAAGCUGUAUCCAGCAUUAAAAGAUAAACAAAAUUCCCUACAUUGUCAUUACAGAUUUUGUGUACUUGCAUAUCCAUAGUUGAAAAAGAAACAUCAAUUGGAUUUGAUGUUCUAUCAAGUUCUUCUGUUCACAACAUAGUACAGCAAAUUUUGUUCCCCAUAUUCGAAUUCAAUUUGUUCACUUCUUUCGUUUGCACUACUGUAUUUACAAAAAGAGAGAUGUAUGAAGAUCAAUAAUUGUAGAUUUGCAAUAGAAUAAUUCAUUCUAGAGAUAAAGAUUGCCAAGGGAUAUGAUGUACACUGGAUAUUAGAUGGACUAGUAUAUAUUACCUGUCACUUUCACUAUGCAAUAUAACAUUAUACAUGUUAACAUAAGCUUGCAAGUAUCAUUUUGAGGAAUGUCUAAGACAGUAUUAUGGUGUGAUUUUUUUCUGCUUCUAUAAUAUUUGGUUGAUCUUAUACAGAUGCACAUGUAGUUACCCAACAUUGGAUGAGUUUUAGAACACUGAUAGGUCGUACUAUUAGUUUGCACCUUAAAGUUGAUUUAUGCCAAGCAUCAUAAGUUUUACUUGGAAAGUUAUUGCUACUAUAUCUGGUAUAUUAUGCUACGGAAUAUGUUGAUCGCUGCUGAGAAUAUAUGUAAAUGAGGCUUUAAUGAGGAAUUAUAUAUUUUAAGUGGUGAGUUUUGGUGCUGUGAUGAUCUCUUUUGCUCUUGCAAAUCAAGCUAAUAAUAAAGUGGAUUAAAGGGGAAA
Branchiostoma floridae (Florida lancelet) is the source of this 3314-nucleotide messenger RNA. RefSeq names its product four and a half LIM domains protein 3-like. The coding region runs from base 38 to 1690 and encodes 550 amino acids. NCBI's taxonomy places the organism in Eukaryota, Metazoa, Chordata, Leptocardii, Amphioxiformes, Branchiostomatidae. Gene Ontology annotation, molecular function: transcription coregulator activity; zinc ion binding. Gene Ontology annotation, cellular component: Z disc; nucleus. The record is from RefSeq and is a predicted model, not a curated record. The transcript is spliced from 11 exons.